Protopterus annectens (West African lungfish) is the source of this 1277-nucleotide messenger RNA. RefSeq names its product vasopressin V2 receptor-like. The record is from RefSeq and is a predicted model, not a curated record. The transcript is spliced from 3 exons. Gene Ontology annotation, cellular component: membrane. NCBI's taxonomy places the organism in Eukaryota, Metazoa, Chordata, Ceratodontiformes, Protopteridae. Bases 151 to 1272 code for a protein of 373 amino acids. Gene Ontology annotation, molecular function: vasopressin receptor activity; peptide binding. Gene Ontology annotation, biological process: G protein-coupled receptor signaling pathway; regulation of systemic arterial blood pressure by vasopressin; positive regulation of vasoconstriction.
GAGUUUCCUCCCUUCUUAGCAGCAUGGAUCAAGGCACUGUACUGCUGUGGUCUGACUGACAGAACUCUCAAUGAUGUCGCCUUUUUCUUUUCAUAGGCAACUGAGACUGCCCAGAAAACGCAAUCUCUUGGGAAAAUAACUAAUCACAGGAUGGUAGACAACUCCAGUACACAAAGAAACAACUCGUGCUUUGAAACGGUUAUCUCAACUGGAACAUUUCGCAAUGGAUCGAACACCAGCUUGCUUCCAGAGCGAGAUCUGGAACUUGCCAAGGUGGAAGUUGCAGUCCUGGCUGCAGUUUUUGUGCUGGCCACUUUUAGCAACUUGGUGGUCCUUUAUGUCCUAAUCAAGCGCAGGAAAUAUAACACUCCAAUGCAUGCCUUCAUGACAAAUCUGUGCAUAGCAGACUUGGUGGUGGCAUUCUUCCAGGUCCUACCACAACUCCUCUGGGAUGUUACAGACCAGUUUCUUGGACCAGACCUUUUGUGCCGAGCUGUCAAGUACUUUCAAGUUGUUGGCAUGUUUGCUUCUUCAUACAUGAUAGUUGCUAUGACCUUUGAUAGGCAUCAAGCUAUCUGCAGACCCAUGAUGACCUAUCGGAAGGGUAUAGCUCGUUGGAACAUUCCUGUCAUUGUGGCUUGGACUUUUUCCUUUCUGCUCAGUCUCCCACAAAUUGUUAUCUUCUCCAAGAAGGAAAUCAAGCCAGGUGUCUUUCAGUGCUGGGCUCAUUUCCAAGAGCCAUGGGGGCUGAGGACCUAUGUGACUUGGGUAACUGUCAUGGUCUUUAUUCUGCCUGCAGUGAUAAUUGCAAUCUGCCAGUUUCGCAUUUUCAAAGAGAUUCAUGACAACCUUUAUCUAAAGUCAGAGAGGACAAUAGCACAAGUGAAGAAACAGCAGCAGCAGCAACAGCAGACAUCCAGAAAAAACUCUGAUGACUCUGGUGUAUCCACAGCAAUGUCCAAAACUAUCAGGAUGACGUUUGUUAUUGUGGUUAUCUAUAUCGCUUGCUGGGCUCCAUUUUUUAUUACACAGUUGUGGAGUGUUUGGGAUCCCCACGCACCAAAGGAAGGUGUUGCCUUCACAAUCCUGAUGCUAUUAGCAAGUCUGAACAGCUGCAGCAACCCUUGGAUCUACACUGCUUUCAGCAGUAGUGUGUCUCAAGAACUGUGGACACUGCUGUGUUGUGUCCACAACAAAUUUCGGAGAAAAUCCAUAGGAGAAGACUCAUGUAUAACUGCUUCAUCCUCACUUCCCAAAGAAUCUCUGUAUUAAAAUUC